Molecule: messenger RNA, 1747 nt
Organism: Malaclemys terrapin pileata
Lineage: Eukaryota; Metazoa; Chordata; Testudines; Emydidae
Product: cytochrome P450 2J2-like
Exons: 9
Coding region: 192-1664 (490 amino acids)
Biological process (GO): xenobiotic metabolic process; arachidonate metabolic process
Cellular component (GO): intracellular membrane-bounded organelle; cytoplasm
Molecular function (GO): oxidoreductase activity, acting on paired donors, with incorporation or reduction of molecular oxygen, reduced flavin or flavoprotein as one donor, and incorporation of one atom of oxygen; heme binding; iron ion binding
Source: RefSeq, a predicted model, not a curated record
ACUUGAGCCUGGCAUAUCUCCAGACUCCAGUGUGAUGGUGGUCUGAAGGAAGAGAAACAAAACACGAAGAGGGGCUCAUACGAGGGUUGAAAGCUCUCUGGGAACUGUUAAGACUCCAGCAAAGUGAGAGCUCGGUCUGCGAGCUGCAGUAGGUUUGCCCAGAGCCAGAUGAUAAAGGCAGCAGCAAGAGGAUGUUGGGGAUCAGUGAGUUUUUUGUGGCUCUGGUUGUGUUUCUCUUGAUUGUGCAGUUUCUGAAGCUGCAAUGGGCAGGUAGGCGGCUUCCCUCUGGACCAACUCCCCUCCCCUUCAUCGGGAACUUGUGGCUGUUGGGAUUUAAACUUCAUCUUGAGACUCUUGAGAAGUUGGCACAGAUUCAUGGGAACAUCUUCACCUUGUGGUUGGGAGAGAGCCCCGUGAUUGUAUUGCAUGGAUUUCAAGCAGUGAAAGAUGGUCUGACCACCAACUCUGAAGAUGUAUCUGGCCGGCCAACAACGCCUUUCUUCGAUGAAAAUGGCAAUAAAGAGGGUAUUGUUAUGACAAGUGGUCACACCUGGAAGCAGCAGAGACGCUUCGGACUGAUGACCCUGCGGAACCUGGGGCUGGGCAAGAAAGGCCUGGAGCACCGAAUCCAAGAGGAGGCCCAUCACCUGGUGGAGUACUUAAUGAGUGAGAGAGGACAGCCCUUGGACCCUACUGUCUCCUUCAGCCAAGCACUUUCAAAUGUCAUUUGUGCUAUGGUUCUGGGACGUCGCUUCUCCACCGACGAUGAGACCCUCCAGCAGCUGCUUAAAGCCAAUGCCUGUUUGCUCAGACCCUCGGGCAUUCUCAGCAGGAGACUGAACAAUACUUUCCCCUGGAUCAUGGACCACCUCCCAGGACCUCACAAGGAGGUGCUGGCCUCCUAUAGGUUUCUGUAUUGUUUUGCAAAGGAAGAGAUCAGACGCCACGAGGAGAGUGGGGUACCAGAUGAGCCACAGAAUUUCAUUGACUUCUACCUGGCACAGAUGGUCAAAUGCAAAGACGACCCCACCACUACGUUUGAUGAAGGUAACCUGAUUCACACAAUCCUGGACUUCUUCAUAGCAGGCACAGAGAGCACAGCCACGACCCUGCGCUGGGCCCUGAUCAGCUUGGUGCUUCAUCCCGACGUCCAAGAGAAGGUUCAGAAGGAGCUGGAUUCUGUGUUGGGUCCUUCCCAAUUAAUCUGUUACGAGGAUCGGAAGAACCUGCCCUACACCAACGCCGUGAUUCAUGAGAUCCAGCGCUACAAUUGCAUUGCCCCAAUCGGAGUCCCCAGACAAUGUGUGAAGGACACAACACUCUUGGGGUUCCCUGUCCCAAAGGGCACUGUCAUCUUGCCAAAUAUAUGUUCUGUCUUGUCUGAUCCGGAGCAGUGGGAGACACCUCACCAGUUCAACCCAACUCACUUCCUGGAUAAGGAUGGAAACUUCAUGAGCAGAGAAGCGUUCUUACCAUUCUCAGCCGGGCACCGUGUGUGUUUGGGGGAGCGCCUGGCAAGGACUGAGCUCUUCAUCUUCUUCACCAACCUGCUGCGGGCGUUCACCUUCAGGCUGCCGGAGGGAGUGACUGAAAUUAACACUGAGCGUAUUUUGGGGAACCUAUUGCAACCUCACCACUAUAAGAUCUGUGCUGUUCCUCGCUAGGCAGCAGCAUGUCACAGACCACCAGGAAACCCAACAGGCAGGGGUGUUUCUCAUGGUGAAUGUCCAUAAAUAAACUAUAAAAC